Messenger RNA from Pelodiscus sinensis (Chinese soft-shelled turtle), 2252 nucleotides. The record is from RefSeq and is a predicted model, not a curated record. Lineage: Eukaryota; Metazoa; Chordata; Testudines; Trionychidae.
GCCCGGCUGCCAGAGCCCAGCCCAACCAUGCUUGUGCUGUGCACUGCCCUGGCAGGGCUGCUUCUCCUGCUGCCCCUGCUGGGGACCUGCCUGUGGCCCUACUGGUGGCAGGACUUGGUCACCUCCACCCUCGUCAUCUACCAGGGCUUGAGGGGGCUCUGGCGGCUCCAGCGCCGCCCCCCCCUCACCCUGCUCGACAGCUUCCUGGAGAAGGCGCGGAGCCAUCCGGAGAAAGCCCUGCUGCUCUUCGGGGAGCAGGUCUACACCUACCGGGACAUCGACCGGCGCAGCAGCCAGGUGGCUCGGGCCCUGCGGGACCUGGGGCUGCGGGAAGGGGAGGCGGUGGCCGUGUUCCUGCCCAACGUGCCCGCCUACCUGUGGGUCUGGCUGGGGCUGGCCAAGAUCGGCUGCGCCAUGGCCUGCCUCAACAGCCACCUCCGUGCCGCCUCCCUGUUGCACUCGCUCCGCUCCUGCGGGGCCACCGUGCUGCUGACCAGCCUGGAUCUGCAAGCGGCCAUCGAGAAUGUUCUGCCCACCCUCCGCCAGGAAGGCUUCCGGGUUUUCUACCUGAGUAAGGAGUCCCCCACGGAGGGCGUGGAGCCCCUCCAGAGCCGGAUAGAUGCCGCCUCCACCGCGCCGGUGCCUGUUGCUUUCCGAGGCAACGUGACCGGCAAAUCCACGGCCCUCUACAUUUACACCUCGGGCACCACCGGGCUACCGAAAGCUGCCAUCAUCACCCACACGAGGCUGUGCAUGAUGGCGAGCAUAUUAAACGUGUGCGGCGUCAAACCCACGGACGUGAUCUACACCCCUCUACCGCUGUACCACUCGGCUGCACUGCUCCUCGGACUCGGGGGAAGCUUGGAGGUUGGAGCCACCUGUGUCCUGCGUUCGAAGUUCUCUGUCUCCCAGUUCUGGGAUGACUGCCGGCGCUACAACGUCACUGUCAUCCAGUACGUAGGGGAGGUGAUGCGCUACCUCUGCAACGCGCCCAAGCGGGAGAACGAACGAGAGCACAGAGUGCGGCUGGUGCUGGGCAACGGCCUGCGGGUGGAGGUCUGGAAAGAAUUCCUCCGGCGCUUCGGGCCCAUCCGCAUCUGCGAGUUCUACGGGGCCACGGAGGGGAACAUCGGGUUCGUCAACUACACAGGGAAGAUUGGAGCCGUGGGAAGGACCAAUUUCUUCUUCAAGAUGCUCGCCCCAUUCGAGCUGGUCCGGUACGACGUGGAGCAGGACGAACCCGUGCGAGACGAGAGAGGGCUCUGCAUCCGAGUCCCCCCCGGUGAGCCGGGGCUGCUGGUGGGGAAGAUCACGAAAGCGUCUCCUUUCCACGGCUACGCGGGAGACCGUCAGAAGACGGAGAAGAAGGUCCUGAGGGACGUGUUGAAGAAGGGGGAUGUCUACUUCAACAGUGGAGACCUCCUCAUGGUGGACCGUGAGGGCUUCCUUUAUUUCCAGGACCGGGUGGGAGACACAUUCCGCUGGAAAGGGGAGAAUGUGGCGACGACGGAGGUGGAGACCACGCUGGCGGCGGUGGAGUUCAUUCAGGAAGUCAAUGUGUACGGGGUGCCGGUCCCAGGGCACGAGGGGAAGGUCGGGAUGGCGGCCGUGCGCCUGAAGGAGGGGGUGGACUUUGACGGCGAAAAGCUCUACGCACACGUAUCUGGGCAGCUGAGCCGAUUGGUGCAACCUGUUUUGUGCUUUGUUACACAGGACGAACUGGAGAUCACAGGGACGUUCAAGCAGUGCAAAGGGCAGCUAGUGAAGGAAGGCUUCAACCCAGCUCUCAUCAAAGACCCCCUGUUCUUCCUGGAUGAAUCAAAGAAGCGUUUUGUGCCCAUGUGCCCUGAGAUCUACAGCUCCAUCCUGGACAAGAAACUGAAACUCUAACGAAGACGUUAACCAUCCUUGCAAGGAAGCCAGGAUGCCCCCAGUUUUUGGUUUCUCAGGAUCCAUCCGAGGAGGAUCAUGGAUCCCUUUUGUUCCUCUCUUUCUGGACUGUCUCCGAUUUGUCCACCCAUUCAGUGAAUAGUUUCAGCCAAAUCCCCCCAAAUCCAAAAUUUCGGAAGGGCGAAAAUGAUUCUUUGAAUGGUGCCACUUGGGAGUGCUUUUCCCAGACCUGAGGCUGUGGCUACACUGCCAGUUCUUUUGGGAAGAAGAUAUGCAAAUUGCGCUCGCAUUUGCAUGUCUUCUUUUGAUUCUUUUUGCGGAAGAAAUUUGGCCCCGUGUAGACAGGGCCAAAUGUCGGAAAA